AUUUUCUUACAGAGCUUACAGCUUAUGCAAAUCUGGCAAUCACUCACUCCCUAUAAUAACAACACCCCAACCUUCUCUCUUCUCUCAUUAUGUAUUUUUCACGUUAGAGCACAUACCCACAUGAACCAUCUGUUUCUUUUAUAAAAGCUCUCACCUUUCUGUACCAAACCCAUACUCUUUCACUCCUUUCUUGAUUUAUAUUUAGUGGGUUCUCGUUGUUGUUAUAAUGGGUGAUGCUAUUUUGCCAGAUCUUGGGACCGAGAUUUUGAUCCCGAUAUGUGCAAUUAUAGGAAUCGGGUUUUCUUUGAUUCAAUGGUUACUUGUUUCUAAAGUGAAGUUGGUCCCUAGCGGUGGUGCUGGCAAUAAUAAUAAUAACAAUAAAAAUGGGUAUAGUGAUUAUCUCAUCGAAGAAGAAGAAGGUGUUAAUGAUCAUAACGUCGUCCUUAAAUGCGCCGACAUUCAAAACGCUAUCUCCGAAGGGGCAACCUCUUUCCUUUUUACCGAGUAUCAGUAUGUUGGCAUUUUCAUGGUUGCUUUUGCCAUCCUUAUUUUCGUAUUCCUCGGCUCUGUUGAGGGAUUCAGCACCAAGUCUCAGCCUUGCACAUAUGACCAAUUCAAGAUGUGCAAGCCUGCUCUGGCAACUGCUGCCUUCAGCACUGUAUCAUUCUUGCUUGGUGCUUUCACUUCUGUGGUUUCUGGAUUCCUUGGGAUGAAAAUUGCUACAUAUGCCAAUGCUAGAACAACCCUUGAGGCAAGAAAAGGAGUUGGGAAGGCUUUUAUCACUGCAUUUAGAUCUGGUGCUGUCAUGGGUUUUCUCCUUGCUGCAAAUGGCCUUUUGGUACUUUACAUUGCCAUCAACCUCUUUAAGUUGUACUAUGGUGAUGACUGGGCUGGGCUUUUUGAGGCUAUAACUGGUUAUGGUCUUGGAGGAUCUUCCAUGGCUCUCUUUGGCAGAGUUGGUGGAGGUAUCUACACUAAAGCUGCUGAUGUUGGUGCUGAUCUUGUUGGCAAGGUCGAAAAGAACAUCCCUGAGGACGACCCAAGAAAUCCAGCUGUAAUCGCUGAUAAUGUUGGUGACAAUGUUGGUGAUAUAGCUGGUAUGGGAUCUGACCUCUUUGGCUCAUACGCAGAAUCUUCUUGUGCUGCCCUAGUUGUUGCUUCCAUUUCAUCUUUUGGAAUGAAUCAUGAGUUGACUCCAAUGCUAUAUCCUCUUAUCAUUAGUUCUGUGGGUAUCCUUGUUUGCUUGCUCACCACCUUAUUUGCAACUGACUUUUUUGAGAUCAAGGCUGUAAAUGAGAUUGAGCCAGCUUUGAAGAGGCAGCUCAUUAUUUCAACUGUUCUUAUGACUAUCGGAGUUGCUGUUGUUAGUUGGAUUGCUCUUCCAUCUUCCUUCACCAUCUUCAAUUUUGGGACUCAGAAAGUUGUCAAGAACUGGCAACUUUUCUUGUGUGUUGCUGUUGGUCUAUGGGCUGGGCUCAUUAUUGGAUUUGUAACUGAAUACUACACUAGCAAUGCAUACAGCCCUGUUCAAGAUGUUGCUGAUUCAUGUCGAACUGGAGCUGCCACUAAUGUUAUUUUUGGGCUUGCAUUGGGAUAUAAAUCUGUUAUCAUUCCCAUUUUUGCCAUUGCGAUUAGCAUUUUUGUUAGUUUCAGCUUUGCUGCUAUGUAUGGUAUUGCAGUAGCUGCCCUUGGAAUGCUGAGUACCAUUGCAACUGGAUUGGCAAUUGAUGCAUAUGGUCCCAUUAGUGACAAUGCUGGAGGUAUUGCUGAGAUGGCAGGCAUGAGCCACCGAAUCCGAGAGAGAACUGAUGCCCUUGAUGCUGCAGGAAACACCACUGCUGCUAUUGGGAAGGGUUUUGCCAUUGGUUCUGCAGCUCUUGUGUCGCUUGCUCUCUUUGGUGCCUUUGUUAGUCGUGCUUCAAUUUCAACAGUAGAUGUGUUGACACCAAAAGUUUUCAUUGGUUUGAUUGUGGGUGCAAUGCUUCCUUACUGGUUUUCUGCCAUGACAAUGAAGAGUGUCGGAAGUGCAGCUCUGAAGAUGGUGGAGGAAGUCCGCAGGCAAUUCAACACCAUCCCUGGUUUGAUGGAGGGUACUACCAAGCCCGACUAUGCUACAUGUGUUAAGAUUUCCACUGAUGCUUCAAUCAAAGAGAUGAUCCCACCUGGUGCACUUGUCAUGCUCACCCCUCUCAUUGUUGGGAUCUUUUUUGGUGUGGAAACCCUCUCUGGUGUCCUAGCUGGAUCUCUUGUAUCUGGAGUUCAGAUUGCCAUCUCUGCAUCUAACACUGGUGGUGCUUGGGAUAAUGCCAAGAAGUAUAUUGAGGCUGGUGCUUCUGAGCAUGCAAGAACGCUUGGUCCUAAAGGGUCUGAUCCACACAAGGCAGCUGUUAUUGGCGACACCAUCGGUGACCCAUUGAAGGACACAUCUGGACCAUCACUUAACAUCCUUAUCAAGCUUAUGGCAGUUGAAUCGCUUGUGUUUGCACCAUUCUUUGCUACACAUGGAGGUCUACUUUUCAAGAUAUUCUAAAUGGGGUCAAAAAUCGCUACUGGUUCUUCACAUCCUUGUUAUUUUGCUCUCAAAAGUAUAUGUAGUUUGUAGUUUAUGUUGACUCUUGAAAUUUGUCUCUGCUUAUAUUGAGUGGUGGAGAGAAGUUCCCUCCUCUUAAAAAGGGUCUGAUUAUAGCAGCAAUGAUAAGAAUGGAAAUGGUGAAUCUAGUGAAGAGUAUCACUUUUCCCUAGCAAGACCAUUCAUUUUUCAA
Messenger RNA from Ricinus communis (castor bean), 2762 nucleotides. Its product is annotated as pyrophosphate-energized vacuolar membrane proton pump. Gene Ontology annotation, biological process: proton transmembrane transport. NCBI's taxonomy places the organism in Eukaryota, Viridiplantae, Streptophyta, Magnoliopsida, Malpighiales, Euphorbiaceae. Gene Ontology annotation, molecular function: inorganic diphosphate phosphatase activity; diphosphate hydrolysis-driven proton transmembrane transporter activity. Gene Ontology annotation, cellular component: membrane. Bases 227 to 2530 code for a protein of 767 amino acids. The record is from RefSeq and is a predicted model, not a curated record. The transcript is spliced from 8 exons.